Myotis davidii is the source of this 1154-nucleotide messenger RNA. RefSeq names its product pulmonary surfactant-associated protein D-like. NCBI's taxonomy places the organism in Eukaryota, Metazoa, Chordata, Mammalia, Chiroptera, Vespertilionidae. The coding region runs from base 241 to 972 and encodes 243 amino acids. The record is from RefSeq and is a predicted model, not a curated record. The transcript is spliced from 6 exons.
ACAAGGAAGAACAUUGUCCAAAAGAGUUCUUAAAAGGCCAAUACCUGGUGGCUCAGCAUAAAUAGCCCGUGCGUGUGGGCCAGGGAAGCGCUCAUUUGCCUGGCGACACUGACCCUCGAGGAAGCAAUGGCCCUGCUUCUCCUCUCCGUGCUGGUCCUGCUCACACAGCCUCCAAGGUCACGGUGAGAAGAAGUGACGACCCUUCCCCGGAAACCUUUGAUUGAUGCCUGCACCCUGGUCAUGUGUAGCCCUGUGGAGAAUGGCCUGCCUGGUCGUGAGGGACAAGAUGGGAGAGACGGCCCCCGGGGCGAGAAGGGGGAUCCAGGUUCACCAGGAGCUACAGGGCGAAUGGAGAUGCUGGAUGUCCCCAAAGAGGACAAUAGCUCUGCUGGAGACCCUGGACUGGAUGGAAACUUGGGGCCACCUGGACCUCCGGGACCUGCAGGUGUGCGCGGGCUUGCAGGGAGAGAUGGUCCCUCAAGAAUACAGAGGGAUGUAGGACCCCAAGACAUCAGUGCUCUGUGGCGGCAGCUAGAGGCCUUGCAGGGGCAGGUAAGACGACUGCAGGAAGCCUUCCUUCAGUAUAAGAAAGUGGAGCUCUACCCCAAUGGCCGAGAUGUUGGCCAGAAGGUCUUCAAGACAGCAGGCUUUGUAAAAAGUUUCUACCAGGCAGAGCAAAUGUGCUCACAGUCCGGGGGGCAGCUGCCCUCCCCACGCUCUACAGCUGAGAACCACGCCUUGCAACAGCUGGUCGAGUUGGAGAACAGUGGUGCUGCGUUCCUGAGCAUGACUGACUUUUGGACGGAGGGCAGGUUCACCUACCCAGACGGGGCGUCCCUGGUCUAUUCCAACUGGGCCCCUGGGGAGCCCAACGACGAUAGCGGCAGGGAGGACUGUGUGGAGAUAAUCAGCAACGGCAAGUGGAACGAUGUGCCCUGUGGAGCAAAGCGCCUUGUGAUCUGCGAGUUCUAAGCCCUCCAGGUGGGUGGGGCAGCCGUGGUCCAGGAGCCUGGCCAUGACACGUGUGCUACUGACAUGACAAGGAAGAACUGAGGGCUCUGUGGCCGGGCUUCUGCACAGAGCUCUGGGAUGAGGCCAGCCAAGGGCUCCCAUGGAACUCCUCUCUCAGAAUAAAAUGCGAAACUGGCUUCACU